Molecule: messenger RNA, 2594 nt
Organism: Nannospalax galili (Upper Galilee mountains blind mole rat)
Lineage: Eukaryota; Metazoa; Chordata; Mammalia; Rodentia; Spalacidae
Gene: Kcng3
Product: potassium voltage-gated channel modifier subfamily G member 3
Exons: 2
Coding region: 10-1311 (433 amino acids)
Biological process (GO): potassium ion transmembrane transport; protein homooligomerization
Cellular component (GO): voltage-gated potassium channel complex; membrane
Molecular function (GO): delayed rectifier potassium channel activity; protein binding
Source: RefSeq, a predicted model, not a curated record
AGGCCAGCCAUGACCUUCGGGCGCAGCGGGGCGGCCUCGGUGGUGCUGAACGUGGGCGGCGCCCGGUACUCGCUGUCCCGGGAGCUGCUCAAGGACUUCCCGCUGCGGCGUGUGAGCCGGCUGCACGGCUGCCGCUCGGAGCGCGACGUGCUCGAGGUGUGCGACGACUACGAUCGCGAACGCAACGAGUACUUCUUCGACCGGCACUCGGAGGCCUUUGGCUUCAUCCUGCUGUACGUGCGCGGCCACGGCAAGCUGCGCUUCGCUCCGCGGAUGUGCGAGCUCUCCUUCUACAACGAGAUGAUCUACUGGGGCUUGGAGGGCGCACACCUGGAGUACUGCUGCCAGCGCCGCCUGGACGACCGCAUGUCCGACACCUACACCUUCUACUCCGCCGACGAGUUGGGCCGCGACGACGCGCGUCCCUCCGGAGCCGAGGCAGCUCCGUCCAGGCGCUGGCUGGAGCGCAUGCGGCGCACCUUCGAGGAGCCCACGUCGUCGCUGGCCGCGCAGAUCCUGGCCAGCGUGUCGGUGGUGUUCGUGAUCGUGUCCAUGGUGGUGCUGUGCGCCAGCACGCUGCCCGACUGGCGCGCCGCCGCCACCGACAACCGCAGCCUGGAUGACCGGAGCAGGUACUCCGCCGGCCCUGGGAGGGAGCCCUCCGGGAUAAUUGAAGCCAUCUGCAUAGGCUGGUUCACUGCAGAGUGCAUUGUGAGGUUCAUCGUCUCCAAAAACAAGUGUGAGUUUGUCAAGAGGCCCCUGAACAUCAUUGACUUACUGGCAAUCACACCCUAUUACAUCUCUGUGCUAAUGACAGUGUUUACAGGGGAGAACUCUCAGCUCCAGAGGGCUGGAGUCACCUUGAGGGUGCUCCGGAUGAUGAGGAUCUUUUGGGUGAUUAAGCUUGCCCGACACUUCAUUGGUCUUCAGACACUGGGUUUGACUCUCAAGCGAUGCUACCGAGAGAUGGUUAUGUUACUUGUCUUCAUCUGUGUUGCCAUGGCAAUCUUUAGUGCACUUUCGCAGCUUCUUGAACAUGGGUUGGACCUGGAAACAUCCAACAAGGACUUCGCCAGCAUCCCCGCUGCCUGCUGGUGGGUGAUUAUCUCUAUGACUACAGUUGGCUAUGGAGAUAUGUAUCCUAUCACAGUGCCUGGAAGAAUUCUUGGAGGAGUUUGUGUUGUCAGUGGGAUUGUUCUGUUGGCAUUACCUAUCACUUUCAUCUACCAUAGCUUUGUGCAGUGUUAUCACGAGCUCAAGUUUAGAUCAGCUAGAUAUAGUCGGAGCCUCUCGGCUGAGUUCCUGAAUUAAUGCAUUGCAAACCAAUCUUUGCGCACACUCCAUUUGAUAGAAAGAGUUGAUGCUGUUUCAUAUUCAUGUGUUGCUAGCUGGGCGAGCACUGCGGUGGCAUCGCCAUUGUGUUGGUAGGGGAAAGAAUUGUCCUUCCCAGCUGGAGGGAUGAAGUGGUUUACUUCUGGAGUAAACAGGAUGGAGACAGCAAGCAAAGAGCGCUGACACCUCGGGUAAACUUCAGGACCUGAUUUUGCUUGGACUUGUCCCUUCCUUGCCUUGCACAAUUAUUACAGAGUUUUUGUUUUUCUUUAAAGGACAUUAUUUGAACACUUUAAAACAGAAAGGUACUAUUUUCCAAAUGUUUUUCCAUCUUAACGAGUUCAGAAGAAGCUUGGAACUUAGAGUGUUAUUUUUUGAGACUAACAUUUCCAUUUCUAAAUGUUUUAUAAUUUCUCAUAUCAAUGUCAGAAGUAUCCUGGAAACAUAUGUCACAUGCGGGAACUGUUUAACAAAUACUUUAAAAAUUUGGCCCAAAUUUAAACUAUAUUCUUGAGCUAGAGACAAGGAAAAAAAAAUAUUAUUUGAAAACCUGCGUGUUUUUCUGUCCUCUGCUUUGUUUUUGUGCUGAUCACUUACUUUAUCUGUAGCUUCAUGGAACCUUUUUAAGUAUGUUUUCCCUCUCCAGUUUCUCCAGCUUCUCUCUUUACUGAAGUAACUUCAAAAGAGUAUCUAAGAAUGAAGAAAGCUUGUGUCAUUUCGCAUUUUGUUGGGUGAUACUAUCAUUCUUUUUGCUGCGGCUAGAUGAUCGUAGUCCUGACAUUCAGAUAGUUUAAGAAUAUCUCCAGCAUAAAAGCAAUGAUAGAAAAAGUUUGGUAUUAUCAAUAUCGCAACCCAGUAGUUGUCUUCUGCUUCUAGCUUUUCCUCAGUACCACUAGUUUAGUAAGACUUAAAAGAUGAAAGGAUAUUUAGCUUUUUGAUACAAAAGUCAUACUUAAGUAUUGUCGCUAGAUUAUCAUACAAAGAGAAAUGCGCUUGUACUCUUAGUUCUGUGUAACUAAGUUGAUUUUAAGCCAGCUACAAGUAAUGCAUAUGUAAUUAUUUGACCUGAUCUUCACCAUUGUGAAUCAGAGCUACACAAAAACUCUUCUUGUAAGGAUGUCGGGUAAUAUGCCGUAUUAAUCUAUUAAUCUGUCGAGAUAGUACUAGGCAGUGCACAAGUGAUGGUUGUUUAGCACUAAAUUUUAGCAGUGUGAAUUAGAAUUUCACUUUUUCAACCGAUUGCAAUAAAGAAAUAAUGUAUA